Messenger RNA from Gadus morhua (Atlantic cod), 4827 nucleotides. It is a transcript of the gene col2a1b, whose product is annotated as collagen, type II, alpha 1b. The transcript has 54 exons. NCBI's taxonomy places the organism in Eukaryota, Metazoa, Chordata, Actinopteri, Gadiformes, Gadidae. Gene Ontology annotation, cellular component: extracellular matrix. The record is from RefSeq and is a predicted model, not a curated record. Gene Ontology annotation, molecular function: protein binding; extracellular matrix structural constituent. Bases 254 to 4723 code for a protein of 1489 amino acids.
UGAUUUUGGGAAUAUACGAAGAUUCAUUGAAGGUAACGGGGACAUAAAACUACAGUGCCUGACCAGAAGAAGGUCGGUGCUGAGUUUGUGCAGGGGUCUGGGUCUGUCGCUGGAUUUCCCUGGUGGCCCAAGGAAAGUUGAACGUUAAACGGUUCAGCUCUGUGACUGGGAGAACACACACUGAGAGAAGCAUCCGUUACCUUCAUCCCUUUCCUUUUCUCCCCUAAAAGCGCCGCAUGUCUAAUAUUUAGACAUGUUCAGCUUUGUGGAUUCGCGGACUGUAUUGCUACUUGUAGCAACCCAGGUCGCACUAUUAGCCGUGGUGAGAUGUCAGGAUGACCAGGACGAUGCAUUUAGCUGUGUACAAGAUGGACAACGCUAUAGCGACAAGGACGUGUGGAAGCCAGAGCCUUGUCGCAUCUGUGUGUGUGACACGGGAAGCGUCCUGUGCGACGAGAUUAAUUGCGAGGAGAUAAGAGACUGCCCCAAACCAGAGAUCCCAUUCGGAGAGUGUUGCCCCAUCUGCGCAGCUGACCUGCCCCAGACCAGUGGCGCGUCCGGAGCUAAGGGCCAGAAGGGUGAACCUGGAGAUAUUACAGAUGUCGUAGGACCAAGAGGACCAGCUGGUCCAAUGGGACCAUCAGGAGAGCAAGGAGCACGGGGAUCCAGAGGAGAUAAGGGCGAGAAGGGAACCCUCGGCCCCCGCGGAAGAGACGGUGAACCCGGUACCCCUGGAAACCCCGGCCCCCCCGGCCCCCCAGGCCCGAACGGACCCCCCGGCCUCGGCGGAAACUUUGCUGCUCAGAUGGCCGGUGGAUUCGACGAGAAGUCCGGAGGAGCUCAGAUGGGCGUGAUGCAGGGACCAAUGGGACCAAUGGGCCCACGAGGACCACCGGGCCCCAGCGGAUCACCUGGCCCACAGGGUUUCCAAGGCAAUCCCGGAGAGCCAGGAGAACCCGGACAGUCUGGCCCAAUGGGACCCCGUGGCCCCCCUGGACUUUCUGGCAAACCUGGAGAUGAUGGUGAGGCUGGCAAACCAGGCAAAUCUGGUGAGCGUGGGCCUGCUGGACCUCAGGGAGCACGGGGCUUCCCUGGAACACCUGGCCUGCCCGGCAUCAAGGGACACAGAGGCUAUCCAGGUCUUGAUGGAGCUAAGGGAGAGCAUGGCGCUGCUGGCUCUAAAGGCGAGUCUGGAUCACCUGGUGAGAACGGCGCUCCCGGACCUAUGGGUCCCCGGGGUCUGCCUGGCGAGAGAGGUCGUCCAGGACCCUCCGGAUCUGCUGGUGCUCGUGGAAAUGAUGGUCUGUCCGGUCCCGCUGGUCCCCCUGGCCCCGUCGGCCCCUCCGGAGCUCCUGGCUUCCCUGGAUCUCCUGGCUCUAAGGGAGAAGCUGGCCCCACCGGAGCCCGUGGCCCGGAGGGCGCCCAGGGCCCCCGCGGGGAGUCUGGCACUCCAGGAUCAUCCGGCCCGUCUGGCGCAAGUGGUAACCCCGGAACUGAUGGCAUCCCCGGAUCUAAAGGAUCAUCUGGUGCUCCUGGUAUUGCCGGUGCUCCUGGGUUCCCCGGACCUCGUGGGCCACCUGGCCCUCAGGGAGCCACCGGACCACUGGGGCCAAAGGGAACGUCUGGUGACCCAGGUAUCCCCGGCUUCAAGGGAGAGGCAGGACCCAAAGGAGAGAUUGGACCAGUCGGUCUCCAGGGAGCCCUUGGGCCCUCGGGAGAGGAGGGCAAGAGGGGGCCCAGAGGAGAGUCUGGCAGUGCUGGACCCCUGGGACCUCCCGGAGAGAGAGGAUCCCCUGGUAACCGUGGUUUCCCAGGACAGGAUGGUCUGGCAGGUCCCAAGGGGGCCCCUGGUGAGCGUGGAUCCGCUGGUGCUGGUGGCCCCAAAGGAGCCAACGGUGACCCCGGCCGUCCCGGCGAGUCCGGUCUUCCUGGAGCCCGGGGCCUCACUGGUCGCCCUGGUGAUGCUGGUCCUCAAGGCAAAGUCGGACCCUCUGGAGCGCCCGGUGAGGACGGUCGCCCCGGACCCCCAGGACCCCAGGGAGCACGUGGACAGCCCGGUGUGAUGGGAUUCCCCGGACCCAAGGGAGCCGGCGGUGAGCCAGGAAAGUCUGGUGAGAAGGGACUUCUCGGAGCCCCCGGUCUGAGAGGUCUGCCCGGUAAAGACGGAGAGACUGGUGCUGCUGGACCUCCGGGCCCCGCUGGGCCCGCUGGCGAGAGAGGAGAGCAGGGUCAGCCCGGCCCCUCCGGUUUCCAGGGUCUUCCUGGACCCCCAGGCCCCCCUGGUGAGGGAGGCAAGCCCGGAGACCAGGGUGUUCCCGGAGAGGGUGGAGCAGCUGGCGUGACCGGACCUAGAGGCGAGAGAGGUUUCCCAGGAGAGAGGGGAGGUGCCGGGCCUCAGGGUCUUCAGGGACCCCGUGGUCUGCCUGGAACCCCCGGGACCGAUGGACCCAAGGGUGCGAUUGGACCCGCAGGUGGUCUCGGAGCCCAGGGCCCCCCCGGUCUGCAGGGUAUGCCUGGAGAGAGAGGAGCCGGCGGCAUCCCGGGCCCCAAGGGAGACAGAGGUGACAACGGAGAGAAAGGACCAGAAGGCGCUCCUGGAAAAGAUGGUUCUAGAGGUCUGACCGGUCCCAUCGGACCCCCUGGCCCUGCUGGACCCAACGGAGAGAAGGGAGAAUCUGGCCCAUCCGGCCCCAGCGGCGCUCCAGGUACCCGCGGUGCCCCUGGCGACAGAGGUGAGACUGGCCCUCCCGGACCUGCUGGAUUCGCUGGACCUCCUGGUACAGAUGGCCAGCCUGGACUGAAGGGAGAUCAGGGAGAAGGCGGACAAAAGGGUGACGCUGGAGCCCCUGGACCUCAAGGACCCUCUGGAGCCCCCGGACCUGCGGGUCCUACUGGUGUUUCUGGACCUAAAGGUGCCCGUGGAGCUCAGGGACCCCCUGGUGCCACUGGUUUCCCGGGUGCUGCCGGCAGAGUCGGACCCCCUGGUCCUAAUGGUAACCCUGGAGGCUCCGGACCCGCAGGCCCUCCCGGUAAAGACGGACCCAAGGGCGUGAGGGGAGACGGCGGGCCGCCUGGUCGUCAGGGCGACGCCGGACUCCGCGGACCCGCCGGUACCUCUGGAGAGAAGGGAGACCCUGGCGAGGAUGGUCCUAAUGGCCCCGACGGCCCCCCAGGGCCACCGGGUCUGUCCGGGACACGUGGUAUCGUGGGUCUGCCUGGACAGCGUGGAGAGAGAGGCUUCCCCGGCCUGCCUGGACCAUCUGGUGAGCCUGGUAAGCAAGGAGCUCCCGGUGGUAGUGGGGACCGUGGACCCCCCGGACCUGUGGGACCCCCCGGACUCACAGGACCUGCUGGAGAGCCCGGCCGAGAGGGCAACCCUGGAUCUGAUGGACCCCCUGGUAGAGAUGGAUCUCCUGGAAUCAAGGGUGACCGUGGCAACACAGGUCCCGUGGGCGCCCCAGGAGCGCCGGGCUCCACCGGGGCAUCCGGUCCAGUGGGCCCCACCGGGAAGCAGGGAGACCGAGGAGAGUCUGGAGCGCAAGGACCUUCUGGCCCUGCCGGACCUGCUGGAGCCAGAGGAAUGGCUGGACCCCAAGGCCCACGUGGAGACAAGGGAGAGGCAGGAGAGUCUGGUGAGAGGGGACAGAAGGGACACCGAGGAUUCACCGGUCUCCAAGGUCUGCCCGGACCUCCGGGUCAAGCUGGAGACCAGGGAGCCACCGGACCAGCCGGACCCUCAGGAGCCAGAGGACCCCCCGGACCUGUUGGCCCUGCUGGAAAGGACGGUUCUAACGGUAUGCCUGGACCCAUCGGACCCCCUGGACCCCGCGGCCGGUCUGGAGAGUCUGGUCCAUCUGGACCCCCCGGAAACGCCGGCCCCCCUGGUCCCCCCGGCCCACCCGGCCCCGGCAUCGACAUGUCCGCCUUCGCGGGCCUGUCCCAGACGGAGAAGUCCCACGACCCCAUGAGGUACAUGAGGGCCGACCAGGCCGCCGGCAACCUGCGCCAGCACGACGCCGAGGUGGACGCCACGCUCAAGUCCCUCAACAACCAGAUCGAGAACAUCCGCAGCCCCGAGGGCUCCAAGAAGAACCCGGCCCGCACCUGCAGGGACCUCAAGCUGUGCCACCCCGACUGGAAGAGCGGAGAGUACUGGAUCGACCCCAACCAGGGCUGCACCAUCGACGCCAUCAAAGUGUUCUGCAACAUGGAGACGGGCGAGUCCUGUGUCCACCCCAAGCCCGCCAGCAUCCCCCGCAAGAACUGGUGGUCCAACAAGAGCAAGGACCGCAAGCACGUCUGGUUCGGAGAGACCAUGAACGGAGGAUUCCACUUCAGCUACGGCGACGACAGCCUGGCGCCCAACACGGCCGCCAUCCAGAUGACCUUCCUGCGGCUGCUGUCCACCGAGGCGUCCCAGAACCUCACCUACCACUGCAGGAACAGCGUGGCCUACCUGGACGCCGCCACGGGCAACCUGAAGAAGGCGCUGCUGCUGCAGGGCUCCAACGACGUGGAGAUCAGAGCCGAGGGCAACAGCCGCUUCACCUACAGCGUCAUGGAGGACGGAUGCACGAAACACACAGGGCAGUGGGGCAAGACUGUGAUCGAGUACCGAUCGCAGAAGACCUCCCGCCUGCCCCUGGUGGACAUUGCUCCCAUGGAUAUCGGUGGAGCAGAUCAGGAGUUUGGUGUGGAUGUGGGAGCAGUCUGCUUCUUGUAAGAAGCACGAGGGAUCCAAAGAUGAGCGACGAAGCGGAAAUUGGACGAAAAAAACAAAAAAAUGAGAAGAACGCGCUUCGAAAUGAGGAGGAGAGGAACGAGAAA